This is a messenger RNA of Colletotrichum phormii, 1985 nucleotides long. Its product is annotated as P-loop containing nucleoside triphosphate hydrolase protein. Lineage: Eukaryota; Fungi; Ascomycota; Sordariomycetes; Glomerellales; Glomerellaceae. Gene Ontology annotation, molecular function: 5'-3' DNA helicase activity; ATP hydrolysis activity. The record is from RefSeq and is a predicted model, not a curated record. The transcript has 6 exons. Bases 27 to 1640 code for a protein of 537 amino acids.
GGGCUUCUAUAGGUAGUUGACAAAGAAUGAGCCAAACCAUGGGCAAGAUCGAAAAGAUGACGGAAUCGGAGUACACGUCCUUCAUGCGCGUCCUCUUCGGCCUCUCGAGCCCCUCACCGGUACCACCAGACCUGGCAUCCGAUCCGGAGCUCACAAAGAUCCAAUGGAUCGACCCGUCCCUAAACGACUCCCAAAAGGACGCCAUCCGCUUCGCCCUCGCAUCCCGCGAAGUAGCCCUCAUCCACGGCCCGCCAGGCACCGGCAAAACCCACACCCUAAUCGAACUAAUCCUCCAACUCACAAAACUCAACCUCCGCAUCCUCGUCUGCGGCCCCUCCAACAUCUCUGUCGACAACAUCGUAGAACGCCUCGCCCCGCACAAGCUCCCCAUCCUCCGCCUAGGCCACCCAGCCCGCCUCCUCCCCAGCGUCCUCGCCCACUCCCUCGACGUCCUCACCCAGACCUCCGAGGCGGGCGCCAUCGUAAAGGACGUCCGCGCCGAAAUGGACGCAAAGCAGGCCUCCAUCAAAAAGACGCGCAACGGCCGCGAGAAGCGCCAAAUCUACGCGGACCUCAAGGAGCUCCGCAAGGAGUUCCGCGAGCGCGAGCGCGGGUGCGUGAGUAACCUCAUCCGCGAGAGUAAAGUCGUCCUGGCGACGCUGCACGGCGCGGGCGGGCACCAGCUCCGGGACCAGCAGUUUGACGUCGUCAUCAUUGAUGAGGCGAGCCAGGCUCUCGAGGCGCAGUGCUGGGUGCCCUUGCUGUCGGCCAAGAAGGCUGUCUGUGCAGGUGAUCAUCUGCAGCUGCCGCCGACCAUCAAGUCGCUCAAUUCCAAAGUGAAGGCGGCGGUACCGCCAGCAACGGUCCCAAAAGAAGACGCGGAGAAGCACAUCAAGGGCAUGACGCUGGAGACAACCCUGUUCGAUAGACUGCUCGCCCUGCAUGGGUCAUCCAUCAAGCGUAUGCUCACCACGCAGUACCGCAUGCACGAGAACAUUAUGAGGUUUCCCUCGGACGAGCUCUACGAGGGGAAGCUCAUCGCCGCGGACGCGGUAAAGGAGCGCUUGCUCAAAGACCUACCGUACGAGGUCGAGGACACGGAAGAUACCAACGAGCCGCUCAUCUUCAUCGACACGCAAGGGGGCGACUACCUCGAAAGGAGCGAGGACGACGACAAGGACGCUGUCAAGAAGGCAAAGUUCAGCUUGCACGGGGAGAGUAAGAGCAACGAGAUGGAAGGGGCUCUGGUCCGGCAACACGUCCAGAAGCUGGUCGACGCGGGAGUCAAGCCAGAGGACAUUGCCGUCGUGACCCCUUACAACGCUCAGCUCGCCAUCUUAGCGCCCCUGAAAGAACGGUUCCCGGGCAUCGAGCUGGGCAGCGUGGACGGCUUCCAGGGCCGUGAAAAGGAGGCCGUCCUUGUCAGCCUUGUACGGAGCAACUCCGUGGGAGAAGUAGGGUUCCUGGGCGAGAAGCGCCGACUGAACGUGGCGAUGACGAGACCCAAACGCUCGCUGACGGUGAUCGGGGAUUCGGAGACAGUCAAGAGAGGCAGCAACUUUCUCAAGAGGUGGAUGGACUUCCUCGAAGAGAACGCUGAUCUGCGUUAUCCGGAUUUAUCGUCACUUCAAGGGUCCUGAAAGGUCCCCAAAUUUGGGAUGGUUGGGCAGGCCGUGGGCUGGCGGCGGCACCGAGAAACCAUCUUCCAUGCAAGGCCCGCCCCUAAUGUCAACCUUUAUGCGACGAGAGGACUCGUGGCGACAAAAGAACAGACGAUCUGGAAUACCGACGAACCGGCUUUGUCGAUGUGGUAGCCCGCCGUGGAGAAGGGAGCUGGGAUGAAUCCUUAUGCGGUAGGAUGUGCUGGUUUCCCAACGUUGCCAAAAUAGGAAAGGGCUGCAUUGUCUGACUUUUUGGCGCGGCGUAUCGUAGAAUUUUGAAUCGGCCGUCAACCAUGCUCGCGGCCCACAGGGGUUCAUUGGGGG